AUGGAUCGUUUAGCUAUUGCGCGAGGCCCGGAAGAUGCUGCAGACGUCUCGGACAACCAAAAGCUGUUAGAUCUGGCGGAAGACACGGUUGAUAUCAACGCAGAGAGUAAUAUGACUACAGACGCUGGUGCCUCUAUUCUACCUAAGCGGCAGAGAAAUUACGAAAGAUCAAGCCACAUAGUGGUGCCUGUUGAUGCUGUAGAAAAGAUUCAACAUUUCAAUGGCGAGCGAAUACCAGAAAGAGCAGUAUAUGCCCGUGGGACGGGUGCUUUUGGGAAUUUUCGACUCAUUCAGAGUGCUGAGGAUGUCACGAUGGCUGGCAUCCUAUGCGACAUGUCACGGACUACGCCGGUCUUCGCUCGUUUCUCCAAUCUGACCGGAUCUGCAGGAUCCUCUGAUACCUGUCGAGAUGUGCGGGGAUUUGCCGUCAAGAUGUAUACCACCGAGGGCAACUGGGAUAUGCUGUGCCAGAAUAUCCCUGUUUCUCCUGUCCGAGAUGGCGACGAUUUCUCUGAUUUCAGUGAGUUCAACGCUCCCGGACUUGAUGCUUCAUGUCUAAAGACAACAGUCCAUAGCAUAAAGCCGGAGCCUCAUACGGGACUAUCGUAUGGGCAUCUGGGACACAAUAACUUUUGGGACUUUGUUACUUUGCACCCGGAAUCUGUUCAUAUGGCACUAUGGCUGAUGUCCGACCACGGCAUACCGCGGUCAUACCGUAUGAUGAAAGGGUUCGGAGUGCAUACGUUUACGACGGUUAACAAGCAGGCUCAACGUCAUUAUGUUCGGUUUCAGUGGAUUCCUACGCUAGGAACUAGAUUUCUGCACCCUGACGAGGCAGUGAAGCUGGCUGGCCAUGACCCUGACUAUUACCGCCGCGACCUCCGAGUGUCUAUUGCCAACAAAUGCUAUCCUAAGUGGAAUCUGGCCAUCCAGGCUAUUCCAGAGACCGAGGCCGGGGAUAUGGAAUUCGACAUUUUUGAUCCUACUCGGGUUUGGCCAGAGGACAGAGUACCCCUUCGCAUCAUAGGGGUUGUGGAGUUGAACCAUAAUGUCGACGAGAUGUUCUCGCAGGUUGAACAGGCGGCGUUCCGUCCAACAAAUCUGGUGCCUGGGAUGGGGAUAUCGCCUGAACCUCUGCUCCAGUAUCGGGCACUGGCCUACGCUGAUGCCCAGGCCAGGCGCGUGGGUAGCAACGUCGCUGAACUUCCGGUCAACCGUCCGUGCUGUCCUGUUCUGAACCACAAUCGAGACGGCGAGAUGCGGCUUCGUAUUACUAGAGGGAGUGUGAACUACUGGCCUAAUAGAUUCUGGGCUUGUCCCCCGGAUUCUAAUUCUCUGCCGACAUCAAGAGAAAGCACAGGGCCGAAGCUCAGAGACCACCAUACGGAAACUCCCACGGACAAUAGAUUGGAUUCGGAUCAAUUGAAGUCGUUUAUUAACUCGCUUGACGAUAUAGAAAGGAAGCAUAUUACUGCCAGUUUGACCCUCAGCCUAGGAUAUUGCGAUGACCCAACAGUCCCAGAACGCUUUUUGAAUCAACAAAUGGUCAAAAUUGAUCAGGACAUUGCCCGGUGUAUAGCUGAAGCCCUAGGAGUGGAAUUACAAAAUAUACACCGACCAGCGGAAGCACAGGAGCACCAGACAGCUCAUCUGAAGACUCUCCCAUCAGUCAUAAAUAACCACAGCAGGAGCUUGAGGGUUGCGGUUUUCGUUGACAACGGAUAUGACAAGGAUGACCUCGAAGCAGGAAUCUCAUCUCUUCAAGCAGCUGGAUGCUUCACGUACGUCAUCAGCUCAACUCCAGCAAAGGUAUUCCACGCCGGAGCAGAUCCCAUUCAUUCGACAGGCCUAAGGCCAGACCAUUCGUUUCUGACACGACAGUCUACCGAGUUUGACGGACUUUUCGUUCCUGGGGGCUUGCAUAUCUACGAGCUGGCCCGUAAGCCUUCUGUGCGGUCCUGGGUAUCGGAGACGUUCUGGCAUUUCAAACCAAUCGGCAUCACUGGAAAUGCUGUGAAAUUGGUCAGGGAUGCUCUUUCCACAGUGCCCGACAUUGAGCUGGCUACAGACGAUACGACAACAGUCGACUGGUAUGGGAUUGUCUCUACCAUUGAGAAGGUUCGGCCGUAUUCGGUGCUGGAUGUUGCAGCGUCUCAUCCGAGGUCAGACUUUGUAUGCCUGUUUCAUAAUCGAAUCUGCGAGCGAUCAAUCCGGCAGCGUGAAAGGAAAUUUGGGUAUUUGCUUUAG
Aspergillus puulaauensis is the source of this 2247-nucleotide messenger RNA. RefSeq lists its product as uncharacterized. Lineage: Eukaryota; Fungi; Ascomycota; Eurotiomycetes; Eurotiales; Aspergillaceae. Gene Ontology annotation, molecular function: heme binding; catalase activity. The transcript is spliced from 2 exons. Bases 1 to 2247 code for a protein of 748 amino acids. The record is from RefSeq and is a predicted model, not a curated record. Gene Ontology annotation, biological process: hydrogen peroxide catabolic process; response to oxidative stress. Gene Ontology annotation, cellular component: cytosol.